CCUAGGUGAUCUGCAGGCAAUUUCUGCAUAAAUGAGAAGAGUCCGGGCUGUCCGUCCACUCUCACCGCACGCAUUCUCUUCUGCACUAUUACCCGCCGGCGUCUGCUGUGUAGAAAACCGAGCGCACCUCUCAUUCAGGGACGAACAGGAAGUCCGGAAAAAGGAAAAAUCUGAGGGAAGGGAAAAGUUACGAUUUUAUGAAAGAUGAGUCGCAUUUAUCACAACACGUCUCUGCAGAACAAGCCGGUCCACAGUGAAAAGUUUGACCGUGCGUGGUGUCCCUCUGCGUUUGAGAGUGGCCCCGGAGUGCUUUUAGAAGGGAAGCUGCUCGAUGUUUCCAGACAUGCAAUCACUGACAGCAACAAUCAAAAGGUACGUUUCUACGUGCUGUACAUCCAACCGAGUCGCAUCCAUCAGCGGAAGUUUGAUGCCAGUGGAAAGGAAGUGGAGCCAAACUUCAGUGACACCAAAAAGGUCAACACUGGUUUCCUCAUGUCCUCCUACAAGGUAGAAGCUAAAGGGGAGUCGGACCGUUUGUCUGAGGAGCAGCUGUCAGCCGCGGUGAACAAAGCCGAGCUAAUGAAGAUAACUGAGAAGCACAGACCCGCUGGGACCUGGGCCUUUUGGUAUCCGGAGGCAGACAUGGAAAAAACGGACCUGGAAACAGGACAGGAUGUACGGUUGAAGACUAGAGGAAACAGUCCUUUCGUAUUCUCUUUGGCCAAAAUUGAUGGCGGCACAGUGACCAAGUGUAACUUUGCUGGAGACGAUAAGGCUGGAGCUUCAUGGACAGACAAAAUAAUGGCCAACAAAUCAGACACCAGCAGCACUCGGCAGCCUGGAGGAGGAGGCGAGGGAGCAGAGGAGGACGAAUGGGAUGAUUGAGAAAACUGUGUUUCCCACCAGUCUGAACUCAGGGCCCCGAUCCAAUCUCCAGCAUGGACUGGACUUUGACUAUUAUAUCUUACAUAUGUUGCCGUAGGGCUGGAAACCUCGCGUCACCUCUACAGUAUGGGACUAGCUGUCUUGGAAACUGUGCUCUUCUCUUGUAUGCUUCACCACAUUUACAUAAGUCAACCUGCAUGUUCAUGUUUUUGAAUAUGGAGGCCUGCAAAGAUUCAUGUAGUAAUGAAGUUUGUAAUAUCACAAAUUCUUAUUCUAAUUUUAACUGAGAAAAAAGUGACAUUCAUGUGACGAUUUUACAAAUUACUUUUGUUUAACCUUUAUGAAUUUUAUAGACAUCAUGAUGUUUCCAACCAUCUGUUAUAUUAAAGUGCAGCCAGUGUGCAGUAUUAAAGAGCACAGGCUUGAGCAUUAUGGUUUUCUAAAUAAAGAUGCAGCAUGCUACACAA
Molecule: messenger RNA, 1352 nt
Organism: Pundamilia nyererei
Lineage: Eukaryota; Metazoa; Chordata; Actinopteri; Cichliformes; Cichlidae
Gene: arpin
Product: actin related protein 2/3 complex inhibitor
Exons: 6
Coding region: 205-885 (226 amino acids)
Biological process (GO): negative regulation of actin nucleation
Source: RefSeq, a predicted model, not a curated record